AUUCUGAAAAGCCGGUGUUGAGAGCGGACGUGUAUGUUAAGUUGUUGUGUGUGAACUUGACGAGCUUCCACUGCUGCUGCUUCUGCCGCAUCGACCUUGGUUUCCUGAGGAUGGCAGGAAAGGCGUGGAGGUCAGCGGUAUGUACAGGAAAAGCGUUUAAAUUGUGCAUAUAGAUUUCAGAGUCCCAUUUUGACCAUAAUCUUUGACGGUAUUACCUGUUAAAUCGGUGACAGCUUUUCUUGUUUAGCCAAACUAGCUUGGUGCUCAUGCACCGGCUACCUGCUUUGUAGUUACUAUGGCAACCUUGCUCGACCGCUAUGAGCUAGCAGGGUUAUGUGUUAGCAGCGUAGACGAAAACACACUUCCGCAAAGCGUAUGCGCAGAAGUGUCCUUGUAAUUGCUCAAGAUUAACGCAUUGUUGAUACUAGGUUCAUGGUAGCAAAAUGUCUGUCAAAAUGUCCCUCAUUUACAGAUUCUUAAUCUCCUAAGAAACUGGGGUGUAUGGCUCGGCCCCAAGGAUAAACUCAAGCCACAGGAAGUAAGUUGAGAGCUGAGUAUCCCUGCUGCAGUUGGGCAAGAGCUAGAGAGCAGUCUCCUCUGCUGUGAUGGAUAUUUUGUAUCUUUACCUUUGCACCACUACUAUACUUGCUUGUAUACUAAGCUUCGUGUAUGCUAGGUUUGUGUCUCUCGACUGAAGGUGACAUCUUGCUUUGCUUAUUGUAUUAUCAUAUAAAAUUGACAAACGUAUUCUAGCUAUCAACCUAAUUACCCUUACCAUUUUUUACGACUUCUGGGAAUAGUUUUUGGCACCUUGACCUUCGUCCUUAAAAUACCCCGGCCCACCCACCAUCGUGUUUUGACGCAGUGUUUUUUUUUCUUCCAUCAGCCCACGUGUAGUCGUUUGUCUCCAAUCAUAUUGAUCAACAUACAGAAAUAACUUCCUCAGCACAGCCAGAAAGCUUUUUACAACAACUCUUUGUCUGGUGCUAUCUACCAGUCUUCCAGAUAAUGGCUACAUCAUAUCCAUCCAUCUAUUCAUUCACCCAUAUAGCCAUACAGCCAUCCAAUCCAUUUAUCUACCCAUUGAUCCAUCUAUUUUCCCAUCCAUCCUCCACUGUUUUAUGUACUCUCAAUCCCUUGUGUGUCCUGCAGUUGUAUUGCUUUUCAUGUUUAGAUCACAUUUAGGUAAUAAGUGUUACUUGUGAUCUGUGUAUCUGUAAUGAAACAUAUAUAUAUAUAUAUCAUUCAUUGCACCAAGGGGUUAAGUAUGCCUGAGUACGCAUUUCAUUUGUUAUUCCGCUUUAAAUAUGUACUCAACUCCAGCAAGCUUUCCUUAAUCAACAUAACAUCCUUGCUCCUUGCAUCCUAUUUCUACCUCAUAUUCACUGUACAACUAAAAAGUUUGUAAAUGAGCAUAUUUUAAGGAAAACUGUACUCCUGAUUGUCAGGUAACAUGGGUGGCUGGAACUGUGAAGAGAGAGCCUCCACAACCAAGAAUAUUCACCCGUGGGGUAGGUUAUUUUCCUUUAGAGGUGGCGUUGAACUGUCUUGAUGGUUUUUGAUGUAACAACUCUUGUAUUAGUUUUAAAUUAUUCUGUAGGGCACAAUUAGUCUUGUAUGUCUGAAUUUCAUGUACUUUAUCUGUCUUUUUAGAUGCAAACUGUCACAUUAAUCCCGGGUGAUGGAAUUGGCCCAGAGAUCUCUUCUGCUGUGAUGAAGAUCUUUGAAGCAGCCAAAGUAAAAGAUCACCGUUCACAAGAAACAUUGAGAUGACUCUGGAGAUAAAUUUAAACCACAUCUUGAAGUUUUGAACACUGCUGAUCUAUAACUUUGUCUGUGUUUGAUCUAGGCUCCUAUUCAAUGGGAGGAAAGAAAUGUUACAGCCAUUCAAGGACCUGGAGGCAAGUGGAUGAUCCCUCCUGAAGCAAAAGAGUCAAUGAACAGGAACAAAAUUGGCCUAAAAGGUAGUGCACUUAAAGAUCUUUGUAUCAAAUUAGAAAAAAAUGUGACUAAGUGCUGGUUAGUAGAAAUAAUGAAAUAAUAGAAGAUUUUUGGUAACCAGUCUUCUCCAUUCCAGCAGCUUCACUCCCCUUCUUUUCAAAACAGUAAAACGAGAAAAUAGUUGAAUUACGAACAAUGACAGCUAAAAACAGUGCAAAGUUCUGUCAGCUGAGAGGUUUUUAUCUUUGACUGCUGCUUUUCUGUGCUGGCAAAUGAUCCACUAAGAAUUGAAACUACUGAAUCUACAGGACCUUUGAAGACUCCAAUAGCUGCUGGCCAUCCCUCGAUGAACCUGCUGCUCAGAAAAACCUUUGACCUCUAUGCCAACGUGCGCCCCUGUGUGUCCAUUGAAGGCUACCAGACCCCCUACACUGAUGUAAAUUUGGUUACCAUCAGGGAGAACACUGAGGGGGAAUACAGCGGGAUUGAACAUGUGGUAAGACCUCUAAAAAAGUAUAUCUAUUGUAGUUGUCGCCCUCUAAUUCCCUUUUUUUCCCACUUUUAACUAUCUAGACACUGUUUUUUGACUUUUGUGGAUUUGUGCAUUUUCAGAUUGUUGAUGGGGUUGUACAGAGUAUUAAGCUCAUAACAGAACAAGCCAGCCAACGCAUUGCAGAGUAUGCUUUUGAAUACGCCAGAAAUAAUCAGAGGGCCAGUGUUACUGCUGUUCAUAAGGCCAAUAUCAUGUAAGUCUUAGAAAACAAGUUAUUUUUGUGACUGAAAAGCUUUUUGAUAAUAAUAAAUGGUUGAAUUCAUUUUUCAAUAGGCGCAUGUCGGAUGGGCUUUUCCUACGAAAAUGCAGAGAGGCUGCUGAGAAGCACAAAGAUGUAAAAUUCACUGAGAUGUACUUGGACACUGUGUGUCUGAAUGUAAGUCCCAAUUUCUUUUGCUUUUUAAUUCAUUAUAGUUUUUUAAAAAACAUUUUGAAACUUACAACUGAAACUUUUUUUCUGCAGAUGGUACAGGAUCCCACACAGUUUGAUGUUUUAGUGAUGCCAAAUUUGUAUGGAGACAUUUUGAGGUAAGAUAGGUGGAUUUUUUUUGUUUGAUAUACCAGUAGUUUAUUUUAAGUUACAGUAAAUAUUAAUGAAAUUUCAAGAGGUAAAAAGAGAGUUGUGCAGAUUUUAUGGUGAAAACUUAACAGUACAUACAAUAAUGAUAUUUAUUUUACCUUUAGAAAAGUUUUUUGGUUACACUCAACUUUAAAAAUGCAGCAUAAGUAAAAAAAAAUGGAUGUCUAACAAACUUUGAUGAUGGCAUUUAAAAUGUUCAAAUAACACUGACUUUGCAUCCAUUCAAGAUGAUAAGGAAAAUAAAUAUGUAUGCACAGUAAGACAGCUUUUUACUAUUUACUGUUGCAGUGAUCUCUGUGCCGGACUGAUUGGAGGUCUUGGAGUGACCCCUAGUGGAAACAUUGGUGCCAAUGGUGUUGCCAUAUUUGAGUCGGUGUGUUCUGCUUUCAUUCUUCAAAUUUGUUUUUCGAAGUUCGGAUGAUUUGAUGAAACACAUGAAAGUUUCCUCCCAUUGUGUUAAUGUUUCCAGGUUUUUUAAAUACAACUGGGCUGUAAAUGUAAUUAUUAUUCUGAACUGGGAUUUUUUUUACCCCUUUUAGGUUCAUGGAACCGCCCCAGAUAUAGCAGGAAAAGACAUGGCCAACCCCACUGCACUGCUGCUCAGUGCUGUCAUGAUGUUGCGCCACAUGGGCCUACAUGGUUAUGCCAAAAAGAUUGAAAGUGGCUGCUUUGACACCAUACGGGACAAAAAGGUAAACUACUUUUUAAGAAAAUGAUACAUCCUAUGUUGGUACAACGUACACAUCGUGAUUGAUAUGUUGUUUUUAUUUGUCUUCAAGGUGCUGACCAAAGAUCUGGGAGGUAACUCAAAGUGCUCAGAAUUCACAGAAGCAAUAUGUCAAAGGGUGCGGGAUAUGAACUAAAGAUAUGCAAAGUAGCUUGCGAAAUUGGUGUUAUAAUUCUGAUCUCUUCACUUCAUCAUGAAAUAUUUAAUCUGCACCUUUAAAACCAGAAGAUGUAUUUAGAAAAGACUCAGGAAUUUGAAAUCCUGGAUGUUUUAUUUUUUCUCGACACUCUAAAUCACUGUCUUAAAAAUGGUGACCAACUAAAUAUUGUAAAGGUAACAUAUUUACUUUUCAUUCCCUAAAUAUGUUGAAUGUUAUUUAUUGCCUGAAAAUGGCCUCUUGUCUGAUGUAUUUUGCACUGCUUUACUUUUAAAGGGUCAUUCUGAAAACCACAGUGAGCCUCAGUUGUCAAAAAGUCAAAUUAAAGAAUAUGUGUAUAAGUGUAAAUUUUAUGCAAUGUAUUAUUGUGGAGUUAAUUCAUUCAACUUCAGCGCCAUGAAAGUUUUAAAUGUUUAUAUGUGAUAAUUUGCAUGUAUGCUGCACAUACCAUGUAUAAAUACCAGCAAAAAAAUGCCACAGACACUGGAAAUGCUGGACUCUUUUAUUGACUGUAAUACACUAAACAUGUCUGUCGUGGGUAUUAUAAGACAUGUCAUCUACGGUUUUAUGGUAGUAUUAAACAGGUUGUUCACUGGCAACUAACAUUCA
Messenger RNA from Xyrichtys novacula (pearly razorfish), 4567 nucleotides. NCBI's taxonomy places the organism in Eukaryota, Metazoa, Chordata, Actinopteri, Labriformes, Labridae. The record is from the annotation of a GenBank genome assembly.